UUUUGUUUCUUCUACUCCUUGCUACAAAUCUCCAGCCCACUAAACAAGCUGCUGAGAGCUUAACUUCCUGCAUUUUUAACGUCGUUCAUCAAAGACACCAACAUCUACUUUCCCAUCUUUCAUGUCCACUAAGCUAGCAGGCACGUCCUUGUUGCAGAAGCCUUGAGGUGGACCCAUUAAUCUGAAGCCCUUACCGAUUUGUCAUUUGUAUCAACACCCACUAAUCAGACAAACACAACCCUAGGAUCCAAGAAUCAAUGCCCACUUCAAUAAAAACACGACUAUGCUUGAAACUUGAAAGGUAUAUGAUUUUGAUCCGCGGGAAAUGCUUUAAUGCCCGUAUUCUGUAAAAGGGCGUUCAAACUUGUGUCCUUAUAAACACUCAUGUUAUCCUAACCCUCCAAGCAAAACCUAUUUGGGUCCAGUUCGAUCAGAUGAUUAUGAUCAGUAGAUAAAAUUGUUAUCUACCUAAGCCUGAUGUUAUGAAGUUUGGAAUUUUUAUUGGACUAGCACUUGCAAAUUCGCGAAGAACGACGCACAGAACUAUUUUCUAAUCCGGCGGCCGUAUAUCGAUGCUGCAACUGCAAGCACACAGUGGCCGGCACCUGUUUUUCUUCAAAUUUACAGUUGCUAUCCUUUUCCAGUUUUGCUAUUUGCCUGGUUUUAACUGUCCCUAAUCCUCUGGGAAACUGUGGAAACAUGUUAAGACCCAAGAUUCUGACUUGUGAAUCCUUAUGGAGACAGGUUGACCACUAGGUAGUGGUGGUUGCUGUAGCUCUAGCAUGACAAUGAUGGAAUUCUACUUAUCGGGAACUUCGCUUCGUGCAUAUGAGAAAGUUUGCUCCUUGUAUGGUCCUUCCAUAAACCUAACGAUGAUGAAGCUGGUGUGGGGAUUUCCAUAGUUGGAUAUGACUGAAUUUUUGUAUAAAUGCGAGUUUCUAACUAGGUUAGCUAUUCUGCCUGUCUUGUUACCUCUAUUCGCCAUUGCGGAAUUUGGAUGUCCUUGUCGCAUACAAAGUGGCCUGAUGGGUUGAUGAUGGGGUUUGGGAGAAAUGGGCAAUGGGGUUUUUUUGAAUUGUGUCUGUAUCGAUGAGUUGAGUGUAAAGAUUUUUCUAUCUACAAUACCUUCAUGAUAGCCAGAGUAGGCCUCCUGGUUGCUGCUUCGAUUGCGGCCUUUGCAGUUAGGCAGCUCAAUGACAAAACCACUAGAUCGUCGACCUCAGCAGUCAAGCGUUCAGAAAGUGGUGAAGCCAGUUUUGAACAACAUCAGCACGAGGGGAGAGACGAAGACCAGGAUAGAUCUUCUACUGAUAGACUCGAAGAGAAGGACGGGGAGGAAGAGGAGGAAGAAGAGGGUGAAUUGAUUAUCAGCGUAUUUAACAGAACUCAUGGCAAUCCUCUUGAUAUUUAUGAUGAAGAGAUUUUGCCUGAAUUUGAAGAGCUUUUAUCUGGGGAUAUUGAAUAUCCAUUUCCUGGUAGCAAGAUUGAUGACGCCGAGAAAGGAAAAGUAUAUGAAAUUGAAAUGGAAAAUAAUCCAAGCGAAUUGGAACGGUUACGGAAGCUAGUUAAGGAAUUAGAGGAGAGGGAAGUAAAUUUUGAGGGUGAAUUGCUCGAAUACUAUGGAUUGAAGGAGCAGGAAUCAGAUAUUCUUGAGUUACAAAGGCAACUCAAGAUCAAGACAGUAGAAAUUGGCACGCUCAAUAUCACUAUCAAUUCUUUGCAAGCUGAGAGGAAAAAGCUUCAAGAAGAGACUGCACAGAGAGCUUCAGCAAAGAAGGAGCUGGAUGUGGCAAGGAACAAGAUCAAGGAUCUGCAAAGGCAGAUUCAGCUUGAAGCUAACCAGAUGAAAGUUCAGUUGUCGUUGCUUAAGCAACAAGUUUCUGGUUUGCAGGCAAAAGAGGAAGAAGCUGUCAAGAAAGAUUCUGAAAUUGAAAAGAAGCUGAAAGCUGUGAAGGAAUUAGAGGUCGAAGUUGUGGAGCUUAAGCGGAAAAACAUAGAACUUCAACAUGAAAAACGGGAGUUGACUGUAAAACUUGAUGCUGCAGAGGCCAAAAUAGCAGCCCUCUCCAAUAUGACGGAGAGUGAAAGGGUUGCCAAGACAAGAGAGGUCAAUAAUCUAAGGCGUGCAAAUGAGGACCUGUUAAAGCAACUGGAAGGACUUCAGAUGAACAGAUUUGGUGAAGUUGAAGAGCUAGUGUACCUUCGUUGGGUCAAUGCAUGCUUGAGAUAUGAGCUCUGGAACUAUCAGGCACCAGCAGGAAAAAUAUCAGCUCGUGAUCUCAACAAGAGUCUGAGCCCCAAAUCUCGAGAGAAGGCUAAACAGAUGAUGUUAGAGUAUUCAGUAUCAGAACUUGGACAAGGGGACACAGAUCUAGAAAGCAACUUUUCCCAUCCAUCCUCUCCCAGAAGUGAGGACUUUGGAAAUUCUUCUAUCGAUAGUUCCAAUAAUGGAUAUAGCAGUCUCAGUAAGAAACCUAGCUUAAUCCAAAAGUUAAAGAAAUGGGGCAAAAGCAAAGAUGAUUCGAAUGCUCUUUCACUGUCAGCCAGAUCUCUCUCUGGAGGUUCCCCAAGCUGGGAAAGCAUGAGCCAGAGACCAAGGGGUCCAUUGGAAUCCCCAAUGCUAAGUAAUGCAGGUGACGGCAUAGCUAUCACAACCUUUGGCAAGAUGGAGAAGAAACCUACUGAGUCUCCUGAAACUCCAACUCUCCCAAAUAUUAGAACACGGCCUUCAUCAAAUGACUCACUGAAUACUGUUGCAACUUCAUUCCACUUGAUGUCUAAAUCAGUUGAAGGAGUUCUAGAUGAGAAAUAUCCUCCAUAUAAAGACAGGCAUAAGUUGGUCUUAGAGAGGGAGAAGCAAAUUAAAGAAAGGGCCGAGCAAGCAGGAGCAGAAAAAUUUGGUGACAAGUCAAAUUUGAAUCUACAUGAGCCUACGACCAAGGUAAAAGGAGAGACCACUGUAACUUCGCCGCCAAAACUUGCUAAAACAAAGGAGAAGGUGGUUGUAGCUGGUGAUUCAAGCGACCAAUCCAAUGAUGGUAAGACUGAUUCUCGAACAGUAAGCAAGAUGAAACUUGCUGACAUAGAGAAAUGGCCUCCUAGGGUGCCUCAGCCACCUCCCAAGCCAUUUGGAGGUUCUUCUGCCAGCACAAAUCCAAAUCCUCCGGGCGAACUACCAACUGCGGUGCCUCUACCAACACCUCCACCUGGUGUCCCACCUCUGCUGCCACCACCACCUGGUGGACCACCUAGGCCACCUCCUCCACCUGGAAAUCUACCAAGUGGGGGAGGGACUUGUGAUAAGGUUCACCAGGCUCCUGGACGGGUUGAAUUUUAUCAGACACUGAUGAAACAAGAGGCAAAGAAGGACACACCAUCAUUAUUUUCUUCAACAUAUAAUACAUCAGAUGCCAGGAGCAACGUGAUUGGGGAGAUCGAGAACAGAUCAUCAUUCCUCUUAGCUGUGAAAGCUGAUGUGAAAAAUCAAGGUGAUUUUGUCAUUUCAUUGGCAACUGAUGUCCGAGCGGCUUCCUUUACCAACAUGGAUGAUCUUGUGGCUUUUGUAAACUGGCUUGACGAAGAACUCUCUUUCUUGGUUGACGAACGGGCAGUCCUCAAGCACUUUGAUUGGCCUGAGGGGAAAGCCGAUGCAUUAAGAGAGGCAGCUUUUGAAUACCAGGACCUGAUGAAACUAGAGAAGCAAGUCUCCCCUUUUGUCGAUGAUCCCAAGCUUUCAUGUGAUGAUGCUCUGAAGAAGAUGUAUUCAUUGCUAGAGAAAAUGGAAAAUAGUGUAUAUGUUCUUUUACGUACAAGGGACGUGGCUAUUUCACGAUACAGGGAGUUUGGAAUUCCGGUUGAUUGGUUGUUAGAUUCCGGAGUUGUUGGCAAGAUAAAGCUCUCAUCUGUUCAAUUGGCAAGGAAGUACAUGAAACAUGUAGUAUCAGAACUUGAUGCAUUGAACGAACCUGAGAAUGAGCCAAACAGAGAGUUUUUGGUUCUACAAGGCGUGCAUUUUGCUUUGUGUGUUCAUCAGUUUGCGGGAGGUUUUGAUGCAGAAAGCAUGAAGGCUUUUGAAGAACUCAGAAGCCGUAUCCAUACAAGUGGGAGAAAGCAUUAAGCAGGAAACAUGAGUAUUUUUCUCUUUCCAUUUGAAUUCUCUCCUUUUAUUUUCUUUUUCCAUGUGCUAAAAAUGUUAUAUAUAUUGGACAUUGUACAACAACAUUAACCAGUCCAAUUGAAGACACAAAAAAGAACCAUCUUAUAACUUCGAUCUAUAUGCUUACUAACGGGCAUCAAAGGAGCAAUAAAACAAUGCCAUCACAAUUGUGCUUGGUUUAUAAAUUAA
Messenger RNA from Juglans regia (Persian walnut), 4345 nucleotides. RefSeq names its product protein CHUP1, chloroplastic-like. Gene Ontology annotation, biological process: chloroplast organization. The transcript is spliced from 9 exons. The coding region runs from base 1130 to 4117 and encodes 995 amino acids. NCBI's taxonomy places the organism in Eukaryota, Viridiplantae, Streptophyta, Magnoliopsida, Fagales, Juglandaceae. Gene Ontology annotation, cellular component: chloroplast outer membrane. The record is from RefSeq and is a predicted model, not a curated record.